AUGGGCGAAUCUAUUUACCCAGGCGAGGGCUUGACGGAUGUGGGGAGACGUGAAAGAGGAAGUAGAGCUGACAGUGGAACUGUGGCUGUUGCCUGCUGCUGUAUGAAAGAGGUGAAGAAUGAAGGCGGCUGGACCUCUGAAGGUAUGAACGGUGACCUUAGUCUGGUGGCUGCAGUCCUGGCUGUUGUCUCAGUGGUGUCGCUGAGUCUGCUGUCGAUUUUGUGUCUGCGAUGCAAAAAGAAAUCAACUACUAUACAUGAGGAGUCUCAAAUAUAUGACCCACAGAUAUUUCAGCGUGGGGGCAGCAAAUUUGCAGUGAUGAGAUCAAAAACAGUCACCAGAGCCAAUCCGAUGUCUUCACCCUCAGAAGACACUCCUGAGGAGAAUCAAUUUCAAGACGCUCAAACCGAAGAGCAGGACUAUGAAAAUGUGUCAGGUUUGCAAACAAUCAGCUCCAGCCUGGAACAUGACUAUGUAGCACCGAUCGCAGUGUCAUUAUAUGAGAACGAAAAAAGCCAUUUAGCAGAAGCUGAGCAGAAUCCUGGCCUUUAUGGGAAUGUUUUCCCGUCUCUGUCAAUAACAGAAGAUGACGAUUAUGAAAACGCAGAGUUCCUGGAACAGCAGGAAAGCGAUGAGCCCGAUUAUGUGAAUGAAAAUGGAGAGUCUACCUGAACGCACCACGUCUGCUGCUUUUCAUCCUCAGCAUCUGAUCAAACUAUAGUUUAAACCCUCAGUGUUCAGUUUUCUGUGUGUAAAUAUCCCAGCACCUUUAGGUACAACCUAAGACUGCCAUCUAGUGGUCAAAAUAUUCACUUCUGUACAGUUGGGUCAUCUUAUUUGCCUAAUAAAGUUAAGUCUAUUUUAAAACAUGUUUUCAUGUUAUGAAUUUUCCCUUUCUUGGGGAGUUAUAUUGCUGGUGCUUAAACAGUGUUUAGAAAAAAA
Messenger RNA from Cyprinodon variegatus (sheepshead minnow), 942 nucleotides. RefSeq lists its product as uncharacterized. Lineage: Eukaryota; Metazoa; Chordata; Actinopteri; Cyprinodontiformes; Cyprinodontidae. The transcript is spliced from 13 exons. Bases 1 to 672 code for a protein of 223 amino acids. The record is from RefSeq and is a predicted model, not a curated record.